AUGUCAGACUUCACAGACCAACUCCAGCCGGCUGAGCCCAGCGGGCCCAGCAUCCUCCAGAAGGAGCGAGCGGGUUCAGACAUCGAUACAGACCAGCUCGCCAAGCAUCUUCUGUCUCGCAAUGACUUCCUCAACCGCCAGAAGAGGAUACUAGCAAUCAUAAAGGACAUUCCGUACUUCAAUAAGAAGAACCAGUUGAACAUGGCUCGUCCUGACCGCUACCAUCUUGGACUUGCUCGGGCCAAAACUUUGAAACGACUCUCAAUCAAGCACAACUGGGACGACGAGGACUAUAAGAUGGCUGAUUACUUGAUGGAUGAGAUGGGUCCAUAUGCACUACAAUUCACCAUGUUCGCCACAUCGAUACGAGAGCAAUGCAACGAGGAGCAGAAGAAGUACUGGCUACCGAAGUUGGACAGUUGGGAGAUCAUUGGCUGCUAUGGUCAGACCGAACUAGGCCACGGAAGCAAUGUCAAAGGCAUCGAAUGUCAUGCCAAAUGGGACCCGCAAACCAAGGAAUUCAUUAUCCACAGCCCUACUUUGACGGCGAGUAAAUGGUGGAACGGUGCCCUCGGGCGAACAGCGAACCAUGCCAUUGUUGUUGCUCAGCUUCUGCUUCCCGAUGCUAAGACCAAGCAAUACAAAUCCUACGGCCCACACCAGUUCAUACUUCAGAUCAGGGACAUGAAGACCCACAAGCCCCUUGAAGGUAUCGUCAUCGGCGACAUUGGACCCAAGUACGGAUAUACUGCCAUGGACAACGGUUACAUGCUUUUCAAGAAUUUCCGGGUACCACACUCAGCGCUGCUCUCCAAGUAUUCCGGCAUCGACUCUGAGCACGGAACGUACAUCAAACCGGACAAUCCAGCUGUCGUCUACGGCUCCUUGACUUUCGUCCGAGCCCAGAUCAUCAUGCACGCUAGACUAGUUCUUGCUAGAGCAGUCACCAUCGCCACAAGAUAUCUCUCCAUCCGUCGACAGUUUGCAGAUCGAGACUCCAAAGACCCCAAUGCUCCCGAAGAGGCGGUCUUGAAUUACCCGACAGUCCAGAUACGCAUCUUGCCUCUUCUCGCCACCACAUUUGCCCUACACUACACCGGAGAAGCCAUGUACAAACUAUACUACGGGACCCGAGCUCAGAUCGAACAGUCAGGAGACUUCUCUCGUUUGGCCGAGAUGCACGCCGCUUCAUCCGGUCUCAAGUCGCUCUCCACCAUGCUGGCAGCGGAUGGAAUCGAAACCUGUCGCCGCGCCAUGGGCGGCCACGGCUUCGGCGGUGGGAGCGGUAUGAUCCCCCUGAACAACGACUACCUCUCCAAGCCCACCGUCGAAGGCGACAACUGGAUGAUCACCCAACAGACCGCCAGCUACCUCAUCAAGCGCAUGACCCACGUCAUCAGCAAACCCAACGAAACCACCCGCGAGCCCAUCGACGCCCAGCUGCGCACCUACAUGCAAACCCGCCACACCAACCCCUCCCUCCCCAUCCUCUCCUCCGACCAAGCCCUCGUGCAAGCCUUCCAACACCGCCUCUCCCACCUCGCCCACCAAGUCUACAUCCAGCGCGUCGAGCACAAGAAACCCUGGACCGACCUCAUGAUCUCCCUCCACAACCUCUCGCGCGCCCACUCGCAGCAACUCCUCGUCAGCAACUUCUACACCGCCGUCUUCGCCUCCACGCCCGACCCGCCACUCAACCCCACCACGCAAGCCACGCUGCAGACCCUCUUCCGCCUCUUCGCGCUGUACACGCUCGACGCCUCGGCGUCCGAGUUCCUGCUCGCGGGCGCCCUCGACGCCGCGACGCUCCGCGACGUGCAGCCGCGCGUGCAGGCGCUGAUGCGCGAGGUGCGGCCGCACGCCGUGGCGCUCGUGGAUAGCUGGUCCGUGCCGGACUAUCUGCUGGAGAGCAGCCUGGGGAGGUAUGACGGGGAUGUGUAUAAUGACUUGUUCAGGAAGGCGCAUGUGGAAAAUCCGUUGAACCUGCUCACCUUUAAUCCGGAUUGGAGGACCGAGGAGAUUGUUAUGGGAGAGGGGGCGGAGGGGGCGAGGAAGAGGUUGGAGGCGUUGGCGAGGGGGGUGGAGGGGCAUGAGCAGCGGGGUGGGGGAAAGGCGAAGCUUUAA
Molecule: messenger RNA, 2124 nt
Organism: Cyphellophora europaea CBS 101466
Lineage: Eukaryota; Fungi; Ascomycota; Eurotiomycetes; Chaetothyriales; Cyphellophoraceae
Exons: 1
Coding region: 1-2124 (707 amino acids)
Biological process (GO): fatty acid beta-oxidation using acyl-CoA oxidase; lipid homeostasis
Cellular component (GO): peroxisome
Molecular function (GO): acyl-CoA oxidase activity; FAD binding; fatty acid binding
Source: RefSeq, a predicted model, not a curated record